This is a messenger RNA of Rhodamnia argentea, 1048 nucleotides long. Its product is annotated as protein FAR1-RELATED SEQUENCE 1-like. Gene Ontology annotation, biological process: regulation of DNA-templated transcription. The transcript has 4 exons. Bases 246 to 938 code for a protein of 230 amino acids. NCBI's taxonomy places the organism in Eukaryota, Viridiplantae, Streptophyta, Magnoliopsida, Myrtales, Myrtaceae. Gene Ontology annotation, molecular function: zinc ion binding. The record is from RefSeq and is a predicted model, not a curated record.
AGGAUUAUCUUGCAUGUAAUAUAAAUCUAAAUGGAUUUUUCAAGAGAUUUGAUAAGGUGGUCAACGAUAAGCGGAACAAAGAGUUAUAGGCUGAGUUUAAUGCUAGAGAGAAUUUGCCAACGAUUUUGUGUCGGACAUCACCUUUGUUGCAGCAAGCAAGUAAGGUCUAUACACCUUUGAUGUAUGAAAAUUUUUAGAUAAAAUGGGUGAAAACUUUAUCCCUGGUUAUCAAGGAAUGUAAUGAGAUGGGUCUCUUGCGGGAAUAUGUUGUUGGUUUAUUUGGUACAAAUGGUCCAGAGUACAAGGUCAUGGGUGGCCCAAGCAAUGAAGUGGUGAAUUGUACUUGUAAUCAUUUUGAGACCGUUGGGAUAUUAUGUUGCCAUGCGUUGAAGGUGCUUGAUCACUUGGACAUAAAGUUAAUUCCUAGUGCUUACAUUUUGAAGAGAUGGACACGUGAAGCAAGAGAUGAAAUACUCGAGAAGCAUGGUUUAGAUACUCAUGGGAAUGGUGACAUGGAUGUUAUUGAUAGAUAUAGAGAGGUGUGUCUCGAGUUUGUGAAGAUAGCAGUUAAGGGCUCACAAACUAUUCGGAGAUAUGAAUUUAUCAAGAAGAUGAUCUUGACCAUAAACAAAUCUCUCGAUGAAAUGCCACUUGGAGGUGAGUCUCAAAGAAAUUUGAUAGGCUUAAGUGAAGAUACAAGUCUUGUUGCAAAAUGUAUGGGCUUCAAGAAGAAAGAUGGAUGCAAAGGAGGAAAGCGACAUAAGAGCUGUCUAGAGAAGAAUAAAACAAAAAGAAAGAAUAAUCUACUCAGUAGGUUUGAGGCACCACGAGACUUCAAUAUGCCUUCCAUGAUAGCAUCGCUUGGUGACGGUUGUGGAUUUGUUGUCCGGAUUAAUGGUUUUCACUUUAUGAGAGGUAGAGUUUUUCAUAUUUACUGACACUCGGGACAUUUCAUUGUGGAUGUUUAGGCUUAUGAGCCUGGCUAUGCAACCCCACCAGCUCCCCCCGAACUUAAAAGAUGCAGCCCCACCUCAAGUUCAUCUAUUUC